AAGUGCGACGUGUCUCCCCAGCCUUUUUAAAGCUCCUUCCCCGCCGCCUGCCCGGCUUCCUUCCGUCGGUCCUCCAAUCCUUCCCUCCUCGGGGACCGAGCGAGCCCCGCCGCCAGUCCUGCCACCCCGCUCCAGACCCGCGCCGCCGCCUCCCUUGGCCACUCGCAGCAUGUCCGGGAUCAAGAAGCAAAAGACGGAUGUCCAACAAAAAUCCACCAAUGUGGUCUACCAGGCUCACCAUGUGAGUAGGAAUAAAAGAGGACAGGUCGUUGGGACGAGGGGAGGGUUUCGAGGCUGCACAGUGUGGCUAACAGGUCUCUCUGGUGCUGGAAAAACAACCAUCAGCUUUGCCCUGGAAGAAUAUCUGGUGUCCAAUGCCAUCCCUUGCUACUCCCUGGAUGGGGACAACGUGCGCCACGGCCUCAACAAAAACCUAGGCUUCUCCACGGGGGACCGAGAAGAAAACAUCCGCCGGAUCGCUGAGGUGGCCAAGCUAUUUGCUGAUGCCGGGCUGGUCUGCAUCACCAGCUUCAUCUCUCCCUUUGCAAAGGACCGGGAGAAUGCCCGUAAAAUCCACGAGUCAGCAGGACUGCCCUUCUUUGAAGUCUUUGUCGAUGCCCCUCUGAACAUCUGUGAAAGCAGAGACGUGAAAGGCCUCUACAAGAAAGCCAGGGCUGGGGAAAUCAAAGGGUUUACUGGAAUCGACUCUGAAUAUGAAAAGCCAGAAACCCCUGAACUGGUGGUGAAAACCAACCUGUCGUCAGUGAGCGACUGUGUGCAGCAGGUGGUGGACUUGCUUCAGGAGCAGACGAUCGUGCCCCACUCGGUCACAAAAGGCAUCCAUGAGCUUUUCGUGCCUGAAAACAAACUGGACGCGGUUCGGGCGGAAGCCGAGAAGUUGCCUUCCUUACCAAUCACCAAGCUGGAUAUGCAGUGGGUUCAAGUGCUGAGCGAAGGUUGGGCCACACCCCUCAAGGGCUUCAUGCGGGAGAAGGAGUUUCUGCAAGUGAUACACUUUGACACGUUGCUGGAUGGCAUGAUCCUUCCUGACGGCAUCAUCAACCUGAGCGUUCCCAUUGUCCUCCCCGUCUCCGAGGAUGACCGGAAGUGCCUUCAGGGAUGCAGCGAGUUUACCCUGGAAUAUGAAGGACGGAAAGUGGCCAUCCUGAGGGACCCAGAAUUCUAUCCGCACCUGAAGGAGGAGCGCUGUGCCCGUGUCUGGGGGACUACCUGUGCCCAGCACCCCCAUAUCAAGAUGGUGAUGGAAAGCGGGGACUGGCUGGUCGGGGGAGACCUCCAGGUCUUGGAGAGGGUCAGGUGGAAUGAUGGCCUGGACCAGUACCGCCUCACACCCCUGGAGCUCAAGCAGCGAUUUAAGGAGAUGAAUGCAGAUGCGGUGUUUGCGUUCCAGCUUCGCAAUCCUGUCCACAACGGCCAUGCACUACUCAUGCAGGACACACGGCGCCGCCUGCUUGAGAGAGGCUACAAGCAUCCUGUCCUGUUGCUGCAUCCCCUGGGGGGCUGGACCAAGGACGACGACGUUCCCUUGCAGUGGCGCAUGAAGCAACACGCCGCCGUGCUCGAGGAGGGGGUGCUGGACCCCAAGUCAACCAUUGUGGCCAUCUUCCCUUCACCAAUGCUCUAUGCUGGCCCCACAGAGGUCCAGUGGCACUGCAGGUCUCGAAUGAUUGCUGGGGCCAACUUCUACAUCGUCGGCCGGGACCCCGCGGGAAUGCCCCACCCUGAGACCAAGAAAGACCUGUAUGAGCCCACGCACGGGGGGAAGGUCCUGAGCAUGGCUCCCGGCCUCACAUCUGUGGAGAUCAUCCCCUUCCGUGUGGCUGCCUAUAACAAGGCCCAGAAAUCCAUGGCCUUCUAUGACCCGGCAAGACACAACGAGUUUGACUUCAUCUCGGGAACACGGAUGAGGAAGCUCGCCAGGGAAGGAGAGAAUCCCCCUGACGGCUUCAUGGCCCCCAAAGCCUGGAACGUGCUCGUGGACUAUUACAGGUCCCUGGAAAAGAAUAACUAGAGCUGGGGACAGGGGCUCCCUCUUCUCUGUGCCCAAGGGCUCUUCUCUUCAUCUUUCUGCUUUUGUGAUUAGAGGCUUAGAAAUCGUGUCACUUUCUGAUUUUAAAGGAAUACUUGCUAACCCGGUCCGAGGGGGCCCAAAUGCAGAAUCAACUCGGAAACCUGGAAGAAUGGUGCCUGGCAGGGCAGCCCAGCGGCCGGGAAGGCUUCGGCAGGUCCAGUCCAGAUGACUGUUGUCUGUAUCUCUCCUCUUUUGUUGCACUGAGGACCAGAGCCAGAGAAUGCUGAGCCCCCCCCCACCUCCCCUAAAAGCCCAGACACUCCCCUGGGAGCAGAUUAGGGUCCAAGACCAGGAACCGGCCUAGGCAAGCAACCUGCCUCGGAGCACCCUAAGCACAGACCGGGAUAACAGCGUUAGCCCAACUGUCAUCAAGACCAAGGGGCAGUGUGUGUGUAUGAGUGUGAGUGUGAGUGUGUAUAUGUACAUAUGUGAGUGAGUGUGACUGAGUAUAUGUAUGUGUGUAUAUAUGUGCGUGUGUAUGUACAUAUG
Molecule: messenger RNA, 2581 nt
Organism: Dromiciops gliroides (monito del monte)
Lineage: Eukaryota; Metazoa; Chordata; Mammalia; Microbiotheria; Microbiotheriidae
Gene: PAPSS2
Product: 3'-phosphoadenosine 5'-phosphosulfate synthase 2
Exons: 13
Coding region: 170-2032 (620 amino acids)
Biological process (GO): sulfate assimilation; 3'-phosphoadenosine 5'-phosphosulfate biosynthetic process
Molecular function (GO): ATP binding; adenylylsulfate kinase activity; sulfate adenylyltransferase (ATP) activity
Source: RefSeq, a predicted model, not a curated record